AUGGGCAAAGGCAAAAAUAAAAACCAUGAUGAUAAACCAAGAUCCUCACGUGGAUCAAAUGGCCAUAGUAUAAGACAUAAUCAUAAGAGAAUGGAAAUGAGACAUACUGGUGGUUCUUCCAUUUCUAAAUUUCCCGUUAAACUAGCCAUGUGGGAUUUCGAUCAUUGUGAUCCUAAAAGAUGCAGUGGGAAAAAAUUAGAAAGAUUAGGGCUAAUAAAAUCGUUAAAAGUUGGCCAAAAAUUUCAAGGCAUUGUUGUAUCACCGUCAGGUAAAUCAGUGGUUUGUCCGGCAGAUAAAUCAAUAGUAGAGGAAAAUGGGGCUGCAGUGGUGGAAUGUUCUUGGGCUCGUCUAGAGGAAGUUCCAUUUGAAAGAAUAGGUGGCAAACACGAAAGAUUGUUACCUUAUUUGGUUGCUGCAAACCAAGUCAACUAUGGAAGACCUUGGAGGUUGAAUUGUGUUGAGGCUUUGGCCGCUUGUUUUGCUAUUGUCGGACGAACUGAUUUGGCUGAGCAAUUGUUAUCUAAUUUUUCCUGGGGGUUAGGUUUUUUGGAGUUAAAUAGAGAAUUACUUGAAAUCUAUCAACGUUGUACGGAUUCGGACUCUGUGAAAAAGGCAGAAGAAGAGUGGUUAGCUCUAAUAGAAAGGGAACAUGAAGAGCGUAAAAAUCAAUUAAGAAAUGAAGAUCUCUGGUCAACAGGGAAUGUCAAUAGAAAACCAAACCAUACAGAAGAUCACGAUUUAUUAGAAAAUAGCGACGAUAUAAAUUAUAACACCGCCAACCUUGAAUUUGAUUCAUUAGGCAAUAUUGUUGCCAAUCCAACAAAGGAGUUAAAAUAUGAUCGUUUGGGUAAUAUAAUUGAAUCUGAUACUUUGGAUGAACAGGCUGUGGAACUUCAAGAAGAAGAAGAGGAAGAAAUUCCAACUUUGGUUAAGAGUGUUGAUAAUUUACGUAUAUAA
Molecule: messenger RNA, 957 nt
Organism: Saccharomycodes ludwigii
Lineage: Eukaryota; Fungi; Ascomycota; Saccharomycetes; Saccharomycodales; Saccharomycodaceae
Gene: TSR3
Product: ribosome biogenesis protein TSR3
Exons: 1
Coding region: 1-957 (318 amino acids)
Biological process (GO): maturation of SSU-rRNA
Molecular function (GO): rRNA small subunit aminocarboxypropyltransferase activity
Source: RefSeq, a predicted model, not a curated record